ACAUGCUUAGCAUGGAGCUGUUCCUCUCCCUCAUCAUGUCUUGUCAGUUUGUCUUUUGCUCUUUUUGUAUUAUUGAAAUCUAACCACCAGAAGUGCUGUUUUCCUCUGGCGACCAGUGGUUACAGCUCAAAAGUGGGUCCAGUUUCCAGGCGUGUGCUCUGAAGCUGAGUAAAAAAGGUUAUUUCCACUUUUACCUCAAGCUCCAUGUGCAAGUAGAACGAAGAGGAAGGUGCUGGCGAAUCUGUCGAUGGCAGGUUGCGCCUUUACAAGUGUUUAGUUCUGGAAAAUUCCACCAAGCUGAGCUUGUAGGCGGCAGGCAACAAGUAGAAGCAGGUGCCAUUAGGUAGGAGAACCGUCGACGAUAGAUUCGAGAGGGGGCAUAUUUGAAAUUCUUCUAACCCUGAGAGUCCGCCCAGACCCAACUCUUGCACACCAAAACCAUGCUAGGCAGAUGCGGGGGAAAAAGUCACUUCUAGUCUGCGUUUCAAAGAGGGAAAAGUCCUCAGAACGUAGAAGAGGGUCGGAUGCGUCAGGAGCAAGGACUGGCCUCAGGAGUCCAGCAAAAGUCUUUUUUCUAUUCCUUAAGAAGAAUGCCCAGAACAGACAAUGCAAAGUCUUGCUCUGCACGGGCGAGCAAAAGACCCUGUUGCUGUCUUGCUGCUCACUGGCACGCCGCUCCUUGCAGAUCGAUCGUUGCUUUGUACUUGUUCCCACGGCUGAGAGCCGAGCGAACACACGAACCUAUGAAAUUGCUGCUAUUAGUACAUACGCCUCGGAAUGCAGAGGAUGACGCCAUAUGGCAUAAAUCCUGGUAAAGUUAAAACCUAAAAAAGUGAAAUUCCUCGAUAAGUGGAAGCUCAACAUCAGCCCCCCGAAAAUACACGUGAGGAUUUUGAUGAACAUUUUCUGAAUCAAAGAUCACUCCAUUCCCUGAUUGCUACAAAUCUACGAGGGCAAGCCCUCAAAAUCUGCGAGGAAUCAUAUAUAGUAAGCUACAAAUCGGAUGAUAGUCACUCACAUGCGAACAAGGCCUAAACGAACGUGGUGAACCUGGAAAGUUCAGAUUUGUAUUCCCUAAUUCUCAACUGAAGGCGUCCACUAGUGACAAGAGGAGCGUUCCAGUUUGUCCAUGCCCGUGAAUGUGGCCCCGAGAAAUUACACAGAGCCAGGUUCGACUGCACUGCUGCUCCUUUUCAUGGCUCUGACGCGUCUCCCACUGUCCUGGAAUCAUCCGGCUCACUUAUUGCUCCGCAACUCUCAUAAAGUCCCAGCAAUCCAGACCUGGUCCCAAUUUCGGUGCUCACACCAAUCCCCCAUCCGGCCCAUAAACAGUUGUGCUGGAUCUUCCCUCCUCC
Marchantia polymorpha subsp. ruderalis is the source of this 1355-nucleotide messenger RNA. The record is from the annotation of a GenBank genome assembly. NCBI's taxonomy places the organism in Eukaryota, Viridiplantae, Streptophyta, Marchantiopsida, Marchantiales, Marchantiaceae.